Prunus armeniaca (apricot) is the source of this 411-nucleotide messenger RNA. The record is from the annotation of a GenBank genome assembly. Lineage: Eukaryota; Viridiplantae; Streptophyta; Magnoliopsida; Rosales; Rosaceae.
AUGGCGCCUCCCAAGAAAUCAAAGAAAAGCAAGAAAGAUAGGAAAUUGAAGAAAAACUUAAGCUUUGUUCCAGUCGAGCCUAAAGCCGCAGACUCUGACUGGUGGGAUAGUUUCUUCAACCCAAGACUUGGGGAAUAUACAGACAUAGAAACACAUACUCGGGCUUUGCUUGUUGUAAUAGACUAUGAAGCCGCAAUUCACCUCUGGAAGGUUGACAAGUUUGACUGUGUUGUCUGCGUGAGUGCCUAUAUCAACGUCGUUUUUGGCAGCGUUGAAAUUGGACUAGUCUUAGCGGGUACUUUUGUUUGUGGAAAGGCCAGUGACUUUUGUUCAAGGAAACCUUCCGAAUUCCAUGGCACACAGGUUGGAGAGAACUUGAUGAAGGCAUCGUUGUACUUGGGACUUGCAUGA